Molecule: messenger RNA, 711 nt
Organism: Quercus lobata
Lineage: Eukaryota; Viridiplantae; Streptophyta; Magnoliopsida; Fagales; Fagaceae
Product: TMV resistance protein N-like
Exons: 1
Coding region: 1-711 (236 amino acids)
Biological process (GO): defense response
Molecular function (GO): ADP binding
Source: RefSeq, a predicted model, not a curated record
AUGGUUCUUCUUGUUCUUGAUAAUGUGGAUCACCAGGACCAAUUAGAUAAACUGGCCAUUAGGCGAAGUUAUUUUCAACCAGGAAGUAUAAUUAUCAUUACAACAAGAGAUAAGUCUAUGCUCAAAUUGGCUAAGGUGGAUGAGUCUAAGAUAUAUAUGCCACUGACAUUGGAUUACCAUGAGUCUAUUAAGCUCUUCAGUUGGCAUGCAUUUGAAAAAGACCAUCCUAAUGAAGAUUAUGCAGAGUUGUCAGAGCAAGUAAUCGGUUAUGCUGGAGGGCUUCCAUUGGUACUUACAGUUUUGGGUUCCAAUUUGUCUGACAAGAGCAUAGAUGAAUGGGAAGGUACAUUAAAAACAUUAAAAGUAAUACCUGACAAAGAAAUUCAAGAGAAGCUUAAGGUGAGUUUUAAUUCACUAUGUGACACACAGAAAGAGUUGUUUCUAGAUCUUGCAUGCUUCAUGGUUGGAAUGAAAAAAAAGUAUGCUUUCAAAAUACUCCGAGACUCAUAUUCAGGCCUUAAAAGGGAUCUAGGGGUUUUGGUCCGUCAACGUCUUGUAGCAAUUGAUUGCUCGAACCGGUUGACAAUGCAUGAUAUGAUUAGAGACAUGGGUAGAGAAGUUGCCCGCAGAGAACGCAGCCGACUAUGGAAUCAUGAGGAUGUCCUUAAUGUAUUGGAACAUGACGAGGUAAGAUUCAGAAUCUUAUGUUGA